UAAAAUAUUUAUUUGUUCACUCCUUCCUCUGUAUAAGAAAGCCACGAACUGAAAUGGGAAUACGGCAUUCGAGUUUGUCAAAAUACGUUUCGUGGAGAUUAUACUAGGAGGAGAGCGAAGCAGCCGGUGAAUCAAUAUGGCAGAGACCGGGGAGGCGACUACAAAGGAGAUGCGAAAGACUUCUCUAUUAGGAGAGGUUGAGGUAGAAGUUGACAUCAAAGCUCCUGCGGCGAAAUUCUAUCACGUGUAUGCAGGAAGACCAGACCAUGUCGCCAAAGCCACUUCUCGCAAAGUGCAAGCAUGUGAUCUGCUCGAAGGGGAGUGGGGCCUCGUAGGCAGUAUUGUCAACUGGAACUACGUUUAUGGGGGGAAGGCAAAGGUGGCAAAAGAAAGUAUCGAAUUGGUGGAACCAGAGAAGAAACUAAUAAAGUUUAGGGUCAUAGAAGGAGAUGUUUUGGCCGUGUACAAGAGUUUCUUGAUUACGAUUCAGGCAACCCCGAAGGAAGGAGGGGUUGGAAGUGUGGUGAAAUGGCACCUUGAGUACGAGAGGAGUGAUGAGAACGUGCCUCACCCAGAUAAUUUCCUCCCUUUCUUGGCUGAGAUGACCAAAGAGAUCGAUGAACACCUCUUAUCCGAGGAAUAGACAAACUCUUGGUAUUUUCAUAAUAUUCAUUUCUCGAAAACUCUUUGCAUGAUGAUUAUGUCUAGUCUGGUGUUUGCAUAGUUGACGUUAAAUUUUAUUUUGUGAGUUGCAAUAUGUAACUUUUAAAUGUAUGUCGUGAUUAUUAAUAAAACCAGAUACCAUGACA
Camelina sativa (false flax) is the source of this 809-nucleotide messenger RNA. Its product is annotated as MLP-like protein 31. The record is from RefSeq and is a predicted model, not a curated record. Gene Ontology annotation, biological process: defense response. Lineage: Eukaryota; Viridiplantae; Streptophyta; Magnoliopsida; Brassicales; Brassicaceae.